Messenger RNA from Eleginops maclovinus (Patagonian blennie), 753 nucleotides. It is a transcript of the gene agr1, whose product is annotated as anterior gradient 1. NCBI's taxonomy places the organism in Eukaryota, Metazoa, Chordata, Actinopteri, Perciformes, Eleginopidae. The transcript has 8 exons. The record is from RefSeq and is a predicted model, not a curated record. Gene Ontology annotation, cellular component: endoplasmic reticulum. Bases 157 to 648 code for a protein of 163 amino acids.
GUUAGUCUUCUUUAUUCAUAGUACACUGAUUUGAAAUACCUGUUUGGCGAGUUCAGUUAAAAGAGAAAAGGCACGAGAAAAGACAAGGUAUAUUGAAGUGGUGUUCACAAGUGCUUGUUGCUUCACGCUGUCAAGUUUUCUAAAGGACGGGAAGUGAUGCUUCGUUUGGUCUUAUUCGCUUUGUUCAUAAGUGUCUGUGCCAGUGUUGGACAACAGAAAAAAAAGAAAGUGAAGACUGAGUCAUUAGCAAGAGGAUGGGGUGUAAAUAUUAACUGGGUGAAGAAUUAUGAAGAGGGCCUGCUCAAUGCAGGUGUAAGUCUAAAGCCUCUGAUGGUCAUCCAUCAUCUACUGGACUGCCCGCACAGUAAAGCACUGAAGAAGGCUUUUGCUGCUGAUAAGACCAUCCAGAAAAUGGCCAAAGAGGAUUUCAUCAUGCUCAACCUGCAGGAAGAGACCACGGACAAAAAUUUGGCCCCUGAUGGCUACUAUGUCCCCAGGAUCCUCUUUGUUGAUCCAUCUCUGACAGUGCGCACAAACAUUAAAGGAAGGUACAGCAACCUCGCCUAUGCCUACGAGCCCGGAGACAUGAAACUCUUGGCUGAAAACAUGAGGAAAGCCAAAAGGUUGAUGCAGCACACUGAACUCUAACAGGGCUUGUCCAUCCUCCAGUGAUACUGGCAAACUGCUCAGGGGUCAGCACCAACACAUUUACAUGGUCUUUAUAGCACAAUAAAACAAAAGUAACAAAACAAA